UUGAGCAGUGGAAGUACAGCCAGUGACCGAGCUGUACUCACACCCAGCUUCCUUCCUUCAUUGCAGGAUUAGUUCAGCUACAGAGUGAUUGGAAUACAUCCACCUUUCCCAAACUUCAAGCAUGUUGCCAGCGUACAUGGCUGUGAGUAUACAGAGAGCUCGAUACUGAAGCACAACAGCAGAAAAUUCAUUUCUGACAGAUCUGAGUGAUGAUGUUUGGAAGAAAUGGCAUCUUCGGAAUAGGAAGUUCCUGGAAAAAAGUGGUGAAACAGGAUUCAUCCAAGACAAAAGUAGUAUUGACCAAAGUGACAGCCCUGAAAAAUGGCUUGGAGUGUGAGGACAUCUCCUCCCAUCCAACACUAGCCAAGACAAGAAACCCUGAGACCUAUCCAAGAUCACAAACCAUUGGUGGCAAUGAUCUAGCAAUGUCUGGAGACCAGAACUUGUUAACAGAACUCGUUGACAGAAAGGGAUCUUCAAACUGCACAGUUCUGAAACUGUAUAAAUCUGAAUCUGAGGACUCUGGUGCCGAAUUUCCAAGUGGUGCACAUUCUCCCUUGACCCCAUCGGGGUCCGAACAGAGCCUUGUCAUACAUCGGAGAGUGUCAUCUUGUGACUCAGGGAUGGCUUUGAGCAUUUCUUCCACGUCUGCAAUCCAGCAAUCACCUCCAGCAGAUUCCUGUCCCAAUUCUGCAGCAUGCAUAAAAGAAGAUCAAGAAAUUGAUGAGCAGCAACACUCUGUAGUAGAGGAGCCCACAGCUUCUACAGAUUGGAGAAAGGACAACACGUCAAGCAUCCACUUAAGUCUGAGUCCUCCAGCCGUGGAUGAACCAGUGAAGCAAUCCAAACAUGUAUCACUCGUUGAAAUAGUCAUUGCUGACUCCAAUUCUCUUCCAGUUUCGGAAGGUAAAAUGGAGCAUGCAGAAGUAGCUCAAUCAUUGAAAAGGAGACAAUCAAAUGAUAGUCUUGAAAAAUACAUGGAGAAGUGCUGCAGAUUAAGUGAGGAAUUUUUCUUGAAACAUUGUUCCUGUGGAGCUGUUGGUAUCUAUCAGACCAUCACCAGCCUUCCUGCUCUGGAGAAUCAGUUACUCAAAGCCCUCAGCAGCCAGGGAAGCUCAUUUGUACUCGACUCCAAUUCACAGAUCUCGAGAAGCCAAGGUGGUGAUACGGAGCCAGAUGGAAAAGGAUGGUUCAGGAAGCCUGUGUGCAAAGAGGUGGGAAGAUCUGUAGAGACUGAGGUGAAACAUAGCCUUGAUGGUACAAGCAAACUGAACUCAUCGCACAAAGGAUUCCAAGAGGUAAAAGCACAAUCUGGUGGGAAAGUCAAAGUUCUGGUUAGGAAUUCCAGUUUAAUAAAACAGAGCAAUGCCCAAGAAGUGUCCAGCUUCAUAAAAAGUUCCUAUGGACAGCUCUGCAGACAAGAACAAUCUUCAAAGAAAUGUCACAUCCAACAUGAGUUAUCAACUGAUUAAGUGGACGCUGCCAGGUUCUGGGACUGCAGUAAAGAGCGCACUACAGCUGGUAUUGUUAGAAGGGUACUUAAGACAACCAUCCAGUCGACUAGAUAUGGAAUUAUUUUGCAAUUCAACCCAAUAGAUCAGAAAAAAACAGAGAUUAUAUCUGUUGACCUUAUUUUUAAUUGCACAAGAUACAGCCAAAGUCUAGUGUUUUAUAUUGCUGCCUAACAUAUGUGAAGUCUUCUACGCACAGCUUUACUAGCUGUUAUAUCAAAAGUCACUUUCUUGAAUUGAGUUUCCAUUAGAAAUAAAUCUCAUCAGAAGUAGAUUUCUGAUAAAGACAUAAAAUUCUGUUGAAGAAUGAGAAAACUUCUAAAUGAUCUUAAUUUCAGAGCUUUAAUUCUUAAUUGGAUACAGAUCUUUUUCAAAGUAAUUUAUUACCACCUAUUCCCAUUCUGAAGUGAUGCUAGUUGGGACACUGUUCCUCAGGAAUAAUUAGCAACCAGCUAACUUUCACGUUGAUGUGUAACAAACGGUGUGAGAAAAGUGACAACAUUACUGAACCAAGUUGUUUGCAGGAAGAAAGGACAUGCCUUUCCAUUAAGAGCAGCUGAAAUAUCAGCAUCUCUAACCCAAGGGAUGGUAAGACAAAGGCAAGUUACCAUAUCCUAGGCACAUUAUGGUUAUAAAUCUAUUUCUGUGUCAGAAAUUUUCUGUGUUUUGUUUAUAUCAGAAACUUGGUAACAUCACCAAAGAAGUAUAACAGAAGCCCCCAAGCUGUAUCUUAAGAGAUUUCUACCGACAAAUUUUCUAAGUUUUCUGGAUAGAAAUUUUUCUAAAUGAUAAAACAUUAAACUGAUUUGCCUUAGUUUUGUUUUGUUUAUAAUGUAUGCAUUAACGCAAUUUAUAUAGAGAAAUAUUUAUCACAAUUUUCUUAAUGUGAAACUGUCUGUAAUUGUACAAGUAUAUAUAAAGUAAUUCUAUAUUACUAUAUCUGAACAAUAUCUGCAACAAAUAUUAAUAAAAGAAAUGACUCAACCAGUCCAAGUGCAUAAAAAUAAUAAUUAUUCAAGAAUGUUGUAAUUUAUUCAGUUGUGUGAAUUGAGUUUGGACAGUACUGAACUACUUAGUUUAAUCACACUAAAUACGGUACACAUUUCUAAUGCUGUAGUACGAAUGAUGUAUCAUUUAGAAACAGGAUAGAAGAAUGAGUGUGGAAAACAGUAAUCUCUCACAGCCAGAACAAGAAAGUCAGAUGCAUCAAUGAGUCAUGCCACUGAGCAAAAUUGCACUUUAUUUAGAUA
Hypanus sabinus (Atlantic stingray) is the source of this 2761-nucleotide messenger RNA. RefSeq lists its product as uncharacterized. The transcript is spliced from 6 exons. Lineage: Eukaryota; Metazoa; Chordata; Chondrichthyes; Myliobatiformes; Dasyatidae. Bases 210 to 1472 code for a protein of 420 amino acids. The record is from RefSeq and is a predicted model, not a curated record.